Messenger RNA from Phasianus colchicus (ring-necked pheasant), 1115 nucleotides. RefSeq names its product store-operated calcium entry associated regulatory factor (gene SARAF). The record is from RefSeq and is a predicted model, not a curated record. Gene Ontology annotation, biological process: regulation of store-operated calcium entry. NCBI's taxonomy places the organism in Eukaryota, Metazoa, Chordata, Aves, Galliformes, Phasianidae. Gene Ontology annotation, cellular component: endoplasmic reticulum membrane.
UCGGUGUGCCUCGGAGCUGUCAUGGCGGCUGACGGGGCAGCUGCUGCGUUUUUCCUGCUUCUCUGCGCUGCUACCAGCACCGCGUGGGGCUGGGACCAACAAGGGGUUCUGCUGCGGGACGUGCAGGUGCUCACUCUGCACCGGGACCGCUAUACCACGGCCCGGCGAACGGCUGCGGUCCCUCAGCUUCAGUGCACUGGAGGCAGUGCUGGGUGCUCUGAUAUCCCUGAGGUCGUUCAGUGCUACAACAGAGGCUGGGAUGGCUAUGAUGUGCAGUGGCAGUGCAAAGCGGAAUUGGAAAACACUCUUCGUUUUGGACAAAUUGAAGUGAGCUGUGAAGGCUAUAAUUAUCCAGAUGAUCCUUACAUCUUAAGGGGGUCCUGCAGUUUGCUGUUCAGGUUAGAACUGACAAAGGAAGGUGAACGGAAAGCGAAGAACUCUGGAGGCUUUGGUUCUGGCUAUUAUACAUCAACAAAGGAUUCUUCUCAUUCUGGUGCUGGAACAAUUUUUGUAAUUGUUCUACUGAUUCUUGCCUUUGGCGUAUACAAGUUUUUCCUUAGUAACCAACAACCCCAGCAGAGUUUUGGUGGUGGUGAUGGAUACACUCGUCCUUUCUGGCAGAGUAAUCAGACGCCUCCUCCUCCUGGUUUUAAGUUCAGCUCCACAGAAGACAAUGGCUUUGGGACUCGUUCCAGUCAUGAAACCAAUUCAGGACCAGGAUUUUGGACUGGAUUAGGAGCAGGAGGCUUGCUAGGCUACUUGGCUGGCAGUCAGAGAGCACAGCCACGCUCCUCGUAUUUCAAUACAUGGGGAGAUCCCACAGCUGUACCUCCAGUGUACAGACAGUCCAGCGAUUCCACACAAGGCAGCAGUACAAGAACUGCAUCUGGAUUUGGUGGCACAAAACGGAGAUGAAAUCCUUGAUGUUACUACAUCUGAGUGAUUGGACUGUACUAACCCCUUUUUAAUUAGCAGUAACAGCUGUGAGAAGAGAUAUGAAGGACUAGGCAAAUAACUGCUCUCUUUCCCAUGUGGAAAUGUGAUCCUCCACUAUUGCUUUUCACCACAACAGCUUCUUGAAAAAUACAAAAUAAACUCAUCCUCAUUGAGACAGA